Stegodyphus dumicola is the source of this 5393-nucleotide messenger RNA. RefSeq names its product circadian regulator timeout (gene timeout). Gene Ontology annotation, molecular function: DNA binding. NCBI's taxonomy places the organism in Eukaryota, Metazoa, Arthropoda, Arachnida, Araneae, Eresidae. Gene Ontology annotation, cellular component: replication fork protection complex. Gene Ontology annotation, biological process: DNA replication checkpoint signaling; DNA repair; replication fork arrest. The record is from RefSeq and is a predicted model, not a curated record.
CGGGAAUUUGUGUUUGCAAAAUUUGGUGAAGUAUUAUUUGUUAUUAAAUUCAUGUACCUCAUUAUUAGGAAAUAUGACACUUGAAGAUCUUGCUGAAGCUGAUAUUCUUGCAACGUGCAAUGCAUUGGGAGUUGAAAUUAAUGGUGCUUAUGAGAAAGGUUCAGACACCGUAGAGUGUUUAAAAGAUUUGUUGCGAUAUCUUCGAAAGGAUGAUGAUAAUUUUUCCAUUUUACGAUAUCUUGGAUCUCUUCAUUUAUUGCAAACCGAUCUUUUGCCACUAAUAAAGCGUUAUAAUCAUAAUAGUGAAAUUUUUAAUUUUACUCUCAGACUCCUAGUGACUCUUACUAGUCCGGCAAUUUUGUUGUUUCAAGAUGAACUUCCUGAAGAUAAACUUACAUGGAACGUAUAUUUACAAUUAAUUUCUUAUCUUCAGGAGUAUAAAAGAGCUUUUCUAGAUGUAAAAGUCUGGGAAGCUCUGUCAGAGAAUUUAAAAGAGCUUUUAAAACAAAGGCCAAUUGAACGUAAUGAGGAAGAAAAUUUAACUAUAGAAAGGAUUUUAAUCGUUAUUCGUAAUAUUCUUCAUAUUCCACCAGAUGAAAAAUCAUUAAUUCGAACAGAUGAUGAUAUCAAUUUGCAUGACAAAAUUUUAGACAAUUUGCAUGAGUCAAAAAUUAAUUUUUUUCUUUUAUAUUUAGCUGCAAAUGAAGAUGAAUAUGAAUACUGUUUACAUGUAUUAGAAAUUAUUUCUUUGAUGUUUCGUGAACAUACAGCUGAAGUCCUUGCUACUGCUAAUGAACAGCGUUCAGCAGAAGAGAAAGAAAAGGAUCUGAAGACCUUGCUUGCCGCUCGUCAAAGGGAGCAAAAUAUCAAGUUAAAAAAAAUACAAGCAUUGUGUGUUUCAAGAUUUUCUGGUGUUUAUCAUGUGAAACAUAUGAAAUCCUUGAGUGAAAAUGAUUACAUAUCACAUAAAUUAAUAAAUAAUGUAAAUGAUGUGAAGUUUGAUAUUCAGAAAAAUGCCAAAAGAAAACCAAAGAAUAGACUGCCUGCUAAAGAUUUCACUGAAACGAGACGUUCCACAUUACGAAUUAGAUUACUCCUCAAGAACUUUUGCAUUGAAUUUUUAAAGACUUAUAAUAAAUUAAUGGAAGCUGUAAAGCGCAGGUUAUUUCGUCAAAAUGCAGAUGAAAAUGAUGAUUCUUUCUAUUUAUGGGCAAUACGUUAUUUUAUGGAAUUUAAUCGCCGUUAUGAUUUUCAGCCAGCUUUUGUUAGUGAAACCAUCUCAAUGCAAAUAUUUCAUCAUAUUCAAACUCAGAUUACUAAUUAUCAAGAGAUGAUGUUAUCAGAUAAAAAAAAGACUAAUAUAUGGUCUAAACGAAUGCAGCUAGGAGUAAGUGCAUAUAAGGAAUUACUCGAAACACUCCGAAUGAUGGAAAGAUCCCAUGAUGCAGCUAUUAAGCAUAAUGCUGAUAUUAUAAUCAGUAGAGUAUUUUAUGUUAUUGAAUAUCGAGAAAUGCUUCUGUCACUACUCUCUCAUUAUGAUGAAGUUAAAUUUCCUUUAUCAUAUUUGUCAGAACUAGUUGAAAGUGCACAUCUUUUUUUAAAAAUGCUAGAAAAUCAUUCAAAAAGGCAUUCAGCAAUAAUUGUUCAAAAGAAAAAACGAAAGGUAAAAAGGAGGAAAAAAACUAAGACUAAUGCCCCAUUAGAAUCAAAAAAUACAGAAGAACAUUUACAUAAAGAGUGGGAUAGUGUUGCCAGUGAUCUGUCGGCAGCUGUUCAAGGUAGACGAAAAAUUCCCACAGAUAUAACUCCUUUUGAUGGAGCAUCGGAAACAACUUUUGAAGAACAAAAAGAAGAAGCCGUUUAUAAAAUUCGAGAUGCUCUUGUUUCAAAAGAAGUUGAAAAUGCUGUGGGUUUACUAAGAGCUGCUAGAGAACUUUGGCCUGAAGGAAACUGUUUUGGUGCACCAGAAAUUGAUUCAGAAGAUGAGUUUCUUGUGCUAAGAGAAAUAUUUUUAUCAAAUCUUGAAAGGAAUGGGAGUGAAAAAAAUGGUGAGCAACCUGAAGAGUCAGACAGAGAUGAAGAAGAGGCAGAAGAAGAAUCUACUCAAAGAAUAGCAGAACAACCAUUAGACUUGAAUGAUGUUUAUAAAAAAUAUACCUCACCAAAAAUUGUGCAAGCUUGUUGUUUAUUGUUAGCCAAUUACCAAAAAAACACCACUCAGACCAAUAUAUGUCUUAUUAAACUUCUUCAUCGUAUUGCUUGGAACUGUAAAAUGCAUGCUGUUUUUUUUCAAGCUACAGUAUUCGUGACUUUUCAGAAGAUAUUCAAUGAUCCAGAUUCUAAUCAAGAUCCCAUUAUUAAAGAAUUUUAUCGUUUUGCUAAAUAUAUUGUGAGAAAAUUUUUUGAAGUAGCUGCAAAAAAUAAUAAGAUUUUUGUAGAAAUGUUGUUCUGGAAAGGUCCCAGAGAAGCAUAUGAAUUAGAAGAAGGAUAUGGUACAGGAAGUAGUUUUGCUUCAAAAUCAGCUUGGACAGAAGAUGAAGAGGAAGAAUUAAGGUAUCUCUAUGAAGAAAACAAGAAUAUUCAUAUUGAAGGUCAAGAUGUUGCAGAUAUUAUUCUUGCAUCUAUGGGUAAAAAAAGAACCAAAAUUCAAAUUAUUUUGCAACUGAAGAGGUUAGGUCUUAUACAAAGUGCUAAAGAUUUGAAACCUCAUCUCAGAAAAGAAUGGCAAGAAGCUGAAAUAAUAGAACUCCAGCACCUGUUUGAAGAUCACAAGGGUUCAAAUGAUGUAAUGGGCAAACUUUUAAAUAACCUUUCCAUAAAACGGUCACGAAAAGCUGUUGUUGAAAAGUUGCUAGAGUUAAAUCUAAUUCAAGAUCGUAAAGAAGUUUUGAAAAAAAGAUCUAAAAAGCACAGGAAUGGAAGACAAAGUGAUUCUGACUCAAAUUCAGGUGAAGAGGGUAAUGAUGAUUCUUUUAUAAAUGAUGAUGAACCAGAAGUUGAUAAUGAAAGAAAUAAGAAACAGAGAAAUAAAGCUAAUAUUGAUUCUGAAUCAGAUGAUGGUGAGAGUGAAUUGAAUUUCUUCAACAUGUUGAGGGCAGAACGUAGAGAAAAUGAUGAUAACAAUGUACUAGAAGUAUGGGAUGAACAAGAAAUAAUUGAACUGCAUAGAUUAUAUGAAGAGAAUGCAGAUACUGAAUAUACUGUUGAUAAUAUUUUAAGUGCUAUGAUAUCGAAACGAUCUAAACAAAGUGUUGUAAAAAAGUUAACUGAAUUAGGAUUAAUAAAAGGUAAGAAGAAAAUUGAAAAAAAGAAGUUAGACACCAAUGAUCAGAAUCAAGAUAUGAUAUCCUUUGAGAAUUUAGGAGUUGAAAAUGAGCAUUGUAGUACUGAUUCAAAUGCUGUUGAGGAUACUGAUGAACUUUUACCAAUUAGAACUUGGAAAACAAAACAACGAAUAAUGUCAGAUUCUUCUUCUGAUGAAGAUGAUAGUGUUCCUCCUCGUAAAAAUUCUGAUUUGCGAAUGAAAAAACAAAAAAGUUCUGUUCAGCUAAAUGCUGAUAAAAAGAACAAAAAUAAAAGGCCAUCUAAAGUAUGGGAUGAAAAAGAAAUAAUUGAACUGCAUAAACUGUUUCAAGAAAAUACAGGUUCUGAAGAUAUUAUGGGCAAUAUUUUAAAUGCCAUGACUGUGAAACGACCAAAACUAAGUGUUAUAGAAAAACUAAUAGAAAUAGGACUAAUAAAAGAUAAAAAGGAAGUUAGAAAAAAAAGAAAAACAAAACUGGAAGGCAAUAGUAAAAGUAAAAAAUCUGUUACUUCAACUUCACAGAUCGAAAAUUGCAAUGAUGAGCAUUCGGCUUCUAAUUUUUUAUCUGAAUUGCAGAACGCAGAUGAAGUUUCACAAAUUAAAAAGGUUCGAAAGCAGCAAAUGGUGUCAGAUUCAUCUGAUGAUGAAAGUUUGCCAUUAAGUAAAGCACAUAGUUUAUCUAAGCAGAAACCUAGAAAAAAAGCUGUAAUUAAAGCAUGGGAUGAACAAGAUAUUGUACUCUUGCAUCAUUUAUUCCAGGAAAAGCAAAAUUCGAAAGAUAUGAUAGGAGAAAUCUUGAACAAUUUAACAGUAAAAAGAUCUAGAUCAAGCAUUAUAGAAAAGCUACUAGAAAUGCAAUUGAUAAAAGAUAAAAAAGAGGUCAGAAAGCAACGGGAAUCUAAAGAGUCUUCUAGUAAGGAGAAGAAAAAGGACUACAGAUCAGCUGCAAAAAGUAAAGUAAAUGAAAAAAAGGGUGCGAAACCCCAGAGUUUGAAAAGCGUGUCCUCGGAGUCAUCAGAAGAUGAAAGUCUGCCAUUAAGUCUUAUUAUUUCAAGUUCAUCUUCCGAGAUACAGAAAACUUUACAAUCUAAUGAAAUUAAUCUUGAAAAAGAAGAGAAUUCAGAUAGCAAUAACAUAAAACUGGAUUUAAUUCAAGAAAAUGGUUUUAUUUCAUCUUUGGCCCAUGUUUUAAAAUCCGAUUCUGACAAAACACGGAUGAAUGCUGUCAUUAAUCAAUCAUUUAUUGAAGAGCCUGCUGCAUCUGUUAAUUUAGAAAAUAAUGAUAAUGUUUAUGAAUCGGAGGAUGAUGAGGUGGUGCUUUCUAAAAGAAAAAGACCAAGAAUUGAAGAUAGUGAUGAAUCAGAUGAUAAAUUUACUGCAACCAAGCCUAUUAGUGCAUCUGCAGUUAAUAUAACUGAGUUAGAGAAUCCAAUAAUAAAUGAUUUACAAGAUGGUGAGAAUGCAACAAAUUUCAAACCAAAACGAAAGCGACUUCAAGUAUUGGUAGAUAGUGAUGAUUCUGAAUAAUUUUCAUUUUAUUUUGAAGCAUUAAGCUACUCAUUUUUACAUUUAUAUCAGAAGCUUAUCUCUCAUAUUGUAGAAUUUCACUAGCUCAUUAAAGCACAUUUAUUUUAGAUGCAAUUUGUAAUGAAUGGAUCUCUAUGGAAGUCUUUUAUGUUUGUAUAUAUUUUGUUAUAUGAGAAUUUAAUUCUGAUAGCCUUUAAUUUCAUAAUAAUUGUUUAAUAAUAGAAGUAAUAUUAAUAGGAAAUCGUCGAUGAACCGCGAGCUUGGCGAGUAAAAAUGCAACGGCGCCAACGGGUUCUCUGCGGAUGAAAACCCUAUUAAUAUUAUGUAUGUAAAUAAUGUGAUAUAAUUCAAGAUUUGAAAUUAAAUAGGAAUGGUUAAAUUAUGUUAAAAUAUACGGAAGCACUUCCGCAGAGAACCCGGUAAAUGUAAACAUCCCCAACUUUGGCGAUAAUAGUUCAAACCUGGUAACCCAUCGGAUAUAUCCUAUUCCCUUGUUCGAAGUAUGCAACCACUCCUUUUGCGUUUAUUUUGUUGAAUUAUCACUGUCUUUGUUCACAUUUGC